GGCCUCGUUUCAUAAUAUUCGCAUCAUGAUACCCGGAAAGCGCAACACGAUGUACGCUUCGGGACUCUUGUUCUUAGUCUUUGUUCUGGCGUUCGGUUUGGCUCAGAAGACAACGGCCGUCGAUCCCUGCCCUUCCUCGUGCGGCGGGAGUGAACUCUCCGUGCAGUUCCCGUUCCGGCUCAACCGGAGCGGCUGCGGCUACCCCAGGUUCGACCUCUCCUGCAACAGCCAGCGCCAGACCAUCCUCACCCUCCCCCUCUCCGGCGGCUUCAUCGUCCAGAACAUCGACUACGCGGCACAGACCGUCUGGCUCAACGACGCCGGCAGCUGCCUCCCGAGCCGGCUCCUGAACUUCACCCUCGACGGCUCGCCGUUCAGGGCCCCGCUGCCCAGGAACUUCACCCUGGUGAACUGCUCUGGCGACGCCACGCUGGCGGCGAGGGCAGCGAUGCCGACGCUGCUGGAGGUCCAGUGCAUGAGCAGCGGGGACUACAUGGUGAUGUCGGUGGAGAGCCGGUUCUACGGCGGCCCCGGGUCGCACGCGUGUGACGAGAUCGGGACUGUCACCGUGCCAGUGGCGUGGCAGUCGGUGUCGGAUCUGCACGAGGACGUGAGGCUCGCGUGGGGACAGCCGGCCUGCAAGUCGUGCUUGGCGCGCGGCGGGACGUGCGGCUUGAGGAAGGGCUCCGAUUCGGAGAUAGCCUGCACAAAUGUCCGGACCACCGGUAAGUGUCUUCCAAGGAGUGCCAAGUACGGCAUAAUCCUAGGCCUCGGCAUCCCGGCCAUCCUGUGCCUGAUCGGGCUCUGCAGCUACGUAUGCGGCCUGAUCAGUGCUUACGGCCGGCAGCGGCGACACCCACGGGAAGAAACUAACACAGACUUCACCACCGUGAUUGUCCCACGGUCGUUUGUCGUGAUGGGACUCGACAGACCAACCAUCGAGUCCUACCCGAAGACGCUGCUCGGCGCGAGCCGCCGCUUGCCUAAGCCCGCCGACAACACUUGCCCGAUAUGCUUGUGCGAGUACCAGCCUCAGGAGGCUUUACGGACCAUACCCAAGUGCGAUCACUAUUUCCAUGCCGACUGCGUCGACGAGUGGCUCACGAUGCAUUCCACAUGCCCAUUGUGCCGAAAUACGCCGGAGGGGUCCACUUCGGUCACACCUUCAGCCCUGUUGCAAUCUUCGCUGUCGCCGUCUUCGACAUCAGCUUAGGAUGCGAUGGAGCCUGUCGUCUGUUCAUUUUCACAUCACUAUGGCUUGGGGGUUCUCAUGUUCUUCCAAUCAUUGUGCUCUCGCGUUUCCGAUUUUGGUGUGAUUUUCAUUUUGGAAUCGUCUUAGAACAUAGAUCUUGUUCUCGAUCUGUGUAUGGUAUCGACAUCGUUUGCAUUCAUCCGACCCGAUUCGCAUGUCCAAGUUCCCGAAAGAAUGCCCACAUGAUG
Molecule: messenger RNA, 1440 nt
Organism: Rhodamnia argentea
Lineage: Eukaryota; Viridiplantae; Streptophyta; Magnoliopsida; Myrtales; Myrtaceae
Product: putative RING-H2 finger protein ATL21B
Exons: 2
Coding region: 26-1213 (395 amino acids)
Molecular function (GO): polysaccharide binding
Source: RefSeq, a predicted model, not a curated record